Messenger RNA from Cottoperca gobio, 1515 nucleotides. RefSeq names its product TruB pseudouridine (psi) synthase family member 2 (gene trub2). Gene Ontology annotation, biological process: pseudouridine synthesis; RNA processing. Gene Ontology annotation, molecular function: RNA binding; pseudouridine synthase activity. Lineage: Eukaryota; Metazoa; Chordata; Actinopteri; Perciformes; Bovichtidae. The record is from RefSeq and is a predicted model, not a curated record.
AUACAUCCAGUACAGCAGGCGGCGGUAAGUUCGAAAUGUAGCUACCAAAAAUCACAUUACACAUGUGCGCAUGCGCUAAUGUAAACACGCAUCCCGUAAAGUCAAGUGAAGCAAAAGCAACCGAAAACCAACUACUGUUACCCGUUAAAAGUGAAAAGAGACUCUCAUUUUAUUUUUUUAAGAAACCGAGAUGACCUGAUGUUACUAACAUAAUGGCAACUCCAGCAAUUCGGAUGUUUCGGAAGAUAGAGGGUCUGUUUUGUGUGUACAAACCCUCUGGUGUCCACUGGAAACUAGUACGUGAUGGCAUCGAGACAAAGCUUCUUAAAGGUUUAAGUGAUACACCGUCUCUGCCAAUUCCUAAAGAGGUCCGCUUCUUGGCACACCCAGUCAGUGAGACUGAAACAUCCAAGGAACUCACACUGUCUGCAGUCUCUUUGCCAGUACUGUCCAAGCAUCCUCUGGUGACUGGUCCUGAAUUCCAGCAUAUCAAAGUUGGAGUAGGACAUCGCCUGGAUGCAUUCUCUUCUGGUGUUAUGGUCCUUGCUGUUGGGAAUGGAAACAAGGCCCUGCAUGAUCUCUACGCGACACAAGUCACAAGGGAUUACACUUUGGACGGGGAGUUUGGGACUGCAACCGAUGAUUUCUCUCACACAGGCAGAGUUGUGGAAAGAUCCACCUACGGUCACAUCACACAGGAUAAGCUGGAUAGAGUCUUGGCGAUGCUGCAGGGAGCCAAUCAAAAGGCCUUGUUAAUGUAUUCCAACGUAGACAUGCGCUCACAAGAAGCCUAUGAGUUGGCAGUGCAAGGUCUACUGGGUCCAGAGGGGAAAUCGCUGCCUAUUCUGACGGGCUUGCGUUGCGUUCACUUCCAGCCGCCCAACUUCACUUUAGAGGUGCAGUGUCUAAAUGAAACCCAGAAAUAUUUGCGCAAAAUUGUGCAUGAGAUAGGACUCGAGCUGCGCAGCACAGCAUCAUGUAAAGGAGUUCGACGCACCAGAGACGGCCCCUUCACCCUGCAGGAUGCCCUGACCCGUAACCACUGGACGGCUUCUGAUGUUUUACAGGCCAUCAAACAAUACCACACCUCUAAAGAAAAUCUAAAAUAUUCCCACAGACAGAUCAUGGACCCAGCAUUACAACCACCAGAAGAGAGUACGACAGUCAACAUGAAACCAGCGAGGAAGCAGCAGUGGGGACAAUAAAAUAACUUGUUGCUGUGAGCAGCUGUUAAUGUAGGUCACAGAACUGCUCGACUGUGACUCUCUGAGCCUGAACUUCUGUUGGAAAAGAGACGUGAAAGACCACAGAUCCUGGUUCCUAAAAGAGAAGACCACUCAGUACAGUAUGCUUUUGUUUAAUAUGCAAACUGCUCUCCAUCUAAAGAGACACUUGCUGUAUCUCACAUAUGAAUGGUCCAAUGUUUUCACCUUUGUUAAAUGUUGUGCAGGUAAACUGAAUUUAUUUGUUUUAUGUUAAUCAUGAAAUAAAUUGAAACCUAAUCUUUCCAACAUU